Molecule: messenger RNA, 497 nt
Organism: Entelurus aequoreus (snake pipefish)
Lineage: Eukaryota; Metazoa; Chordata; Actinopteri; Syngnathiformes; Syngnathidae
Product: general transcription factor IIE subunit 2-like
Exons: 4
Coding region: 249-497 (82 amino acids)
Source: RefSeq, a predicted model, not a curated record
UGAUGAACCAGUCGGGCUUUAAUAACAGAAGAAGAAGAAGAAGAAGCGCAGCGAGACUCACAAGAGGCACAUUUGGAAAGUUAUUCAGCAAAUAUUUCACUAAUAUUACAAUAAUAUUACAACAAUAUUACACUCAUCAAAUAAAAAAGGAAGAAAGGGAGCCGGCAAGUUUUGUCGGGGCUUAAAGAGACGACUUUAACGGUCGGACUGAGGCCAGAAGAGGAGCAGCUGUGUCGAUAUUUGACAGAAUGGAUCCAGCACUACGCAGGGAGACGGAGCUCUUCAAGAAGAGAGCUUUGUCCACACCAGCAGUGGAGAAAAGACACACUGCAUCAGAGUCUGCAUCGCACAAGAAGAAGAAGCCCAAACUAGACAAGGAAGGAUCUUCCUGGUCCAAACCAAGUGCUGAGUCCAGUAAUGGCAGCUUCAACAUUAAGACCAGCUCUGGCUACAAGUUUGGUUGCCUGGCCAAGAUAGUGAAUUAUAUGAAGGACUGA